Molecule: messenger RNA, 2186 nt
Organism: Ceutorhynchus assimilis (cabbage seed weevil)
Lineage: Eukaryota; Metazoa; Arthropoda; Insecta; Coleoptera; Curculionidae
Source: the annotation of a GenBank genome assembly
AAUAGGUUCAUCAAUUUCCUCUGUUUGUGACUUAUUACUUAAUAGUGUGUUGUUUAUUGAACAAUUCACAUUCAGAUAACGCACAAUGAAGUGUACCUACUCUUGUGAAAAUAGUCGAAAAAAUCUACUUAUGGAUUAGUUUAUAAUUUAAAAAAUGCUUUCGAGCAAAUUGGUUGGGUUGAUUAAGUUCGGAGUGCGCAAUAAUAUUUUUAGAGGAUUUCGUGCUCAGCCGGAUUUUACUAAAAAUAGGUAUCAAGUGGAAAGAGGCUUCUACAACUAUUUGCAAGAACCUCACCUGAGAUACUUCCAGGACUUACUUGGCUAUGAAGAAAGAGUUUUAACUAAUCUAUCAGAUUUGGAAAAAUAUAACGUGGAUUGGUUUCAACAAGUACGAGGUUCAAGUGCCGUCGUCCUGAAACCGAAAACUACAGAGGAGGUUUCGAAAAUUAUCGUUUACUGCAACCAAUAUAAGUUGGCAUUAUGUACGCAGGGAGGCAAUACAGGGGUUGCGUCUGGUGCCGUACCGGUUUUCGAUGAAAUUAUUUUGUCUAUGGAGCUCAUGAAUGAAAUAAUAGAAAUUGAUGAAAAUUCAGGUACUGUUGUCUGUCAGGCAGGAGUCAUACUAGAAGAACUGGACAACGCAUUAGCAGGAAAAGGUCUCAUGGUACCCUUGGACUUGGGUUCAAAAGGAUCGUGUCAAAUAGGCGGUAACGUGGCUACAAACGCCGGAGGAAUGCGAGUUAUGAGAUACGGAAAUAUGCACGGCAAUACUUUAGGAUUGGAAGUUGUAAAAGCAAAUGGUGAAGUUUUAGACUGCCUAACGUCUGUUAGAAAAGACAACAGUGGAUUGCACUUGAAGAAUUUAUUCAUUGGUUCAGAAGGAACUUUGGGUAUCAUCACUAAAGUAGCUUUGCAAUGUUCUACAAGGCCUAAAAGUCAACAUGUUACAUUCUUAGGUCUUCAAACUUUCGAUAAGGUUUUAAAAACUUCAAAAAAAGCCAAACACGAAUUAGGCGAAAUACUAUCAGCAAUGGAGGUAAUGGAUUCUCACACUAUCAAGUGGGGCAAGGAGCACACUAAUCUGGUGUCACCGUUAGACGACUACCCUUUUUACUUGUUGAUAGAAACUGCAGGUAGCAAUGUAGAACACGAUUCUAUCAAAAUGAACGAGUUUUUGGAGUCGGCUUUAAAGGGCCACUAUGUUUUGAAUGGGGUUGUCACAGGAGAACCCUCAAAAAUACAGUCAAUAUGGGCAAUAAGAGAAAAUCUACCACAAGGAUUCAAAGACUAUGGAUGGUGUGCAUUAUACGACCUUUCCUUGCCAGUGACCGAAUAUUUCAAUAUCGUAGAUGAAACCAGAGAUUAUUUAAAAAAUCACGUCGAAGACGUCUUUGGUUUCGGACAUUUAGGUGAUGGAAAUCUACACCUCCAGGUGCUAGCUAGAAAAUACGAUAAAUGGCUGGCCGAUGACCUGGAAACAUUUCUAACAAAAAGGAUUUUGGACAUGAGAGGUAGCAUGAGCGCCGAACAUGGAUUGGGGUUUUUGAAGAGGAAAUAUUUGCCAAUAGUCAAUGACCAUCCAUCAUAUACACUGAUGACUGAUUUGAAAAAACUACUCGACCCGAACAGGAUUUUGAAUCCAUACAAAGUGUUUCCUUAAACAUGUUUUUAUUUGAAAAAAUAAUUGCGUAACAAAUGUUAUAUACUUAAAAAUAUUCAAACAUCGCCGCUUACAUUUUUCUCUAAUAAAGACUUAAGAUUAUUUUUGAGUUUAAAAAGAGUAACUCCAAAUGAUCCGUCUCCAUUGAUAAUGGUAACUGCAGGCUCGCGCAUAUUUUUGUAUGCUUGAAUCACGCUGAAAAUAUAGAAAUAAUGAAUUUAAUUUUCACCCAAAAAUAAUAGUUCAUUAUAAACAAUAAAACAUUGACAGCAAAAUAUUACUUACUCUCCUCUAAACUUCACAUUAUCUUUCAAUAAAUUUUCUUGGGUAGUCACCAAAGCAGCAGCCCUUCUUGAAUGUCGUUCCAAUCGCAUUUCUUCACUCACAUUCAAAAAAAUCACCUUGUCCGGCUUCAACAAAUCAUCUGGCCAUUUAUAAAUUUCAUCGGAAGGAUUUGGUAAUUCCAGUUCCGAGGGGCGAUCGGCUACACCUUGUGCUAAUGCAUAGGCAGUUGUCGAGUGCCAGU